AGUGCAGCCUAACCUGAAAUGCAGAAGAGAGCAGCUCAGAGGUUUGACUUUUGAACUUUGAAGAAUGGCAGGUCAAAUCAUUCUGCCUCUGCUUGUUCUGUCAGUGAUAAGUGGUGCAGCAUCUCAGAGUUCAGGACCCCUUUACCCGGUUAAUGGCAUAACGAGUUCUCAUUCAGAUGAUGGAAGUUCCCCUGAGAUUGCCCUUCUACAACCUUUUGUGUUUUUUGGACAGUCCUAUAAUCAGAUUUAUGUGAACCACAACGGACACCUGACCUUUACCACACCAUGGGGUAGCUUUACCCCACAACCUUUUCCAAUGUACGGACACAUUGACAUCAUCGCUGCACUCUGGACAGAUUUGGACAACAGAGGAAAUGGUGAUAUCUACUAUGAGCAACACACCAGUGGCUAUUUACUCCAACGCGCCACAUCGGACAUUAAUAAUUACUUUCCCGGACUGAUCUUUAAUGCCAACUGGGUCUUUAUUGCAACAUGGUAUGAGGUGGCCUAUUUUCCACAAACUGGCACACGUGCAACAGCUCAAGCAGUCUUAACCACUGAUGGCCGCUACUCAUUUGUGCUAUUGAACUAUGGGUCCAUAGCAUAUACAACAAGGGCUAUUGAGGCGGGAUAUGACACCAUCAAUUCUCCCCACCAUUUCACUAUCCCUGGAUCCUUCUCUCAAAAUGCAUCAGGCGAAAGCUCUGUUUUCAGUCACAGCAGUAAUGUCAACGUUCCUGGUCGCUGGGCUUUGCGGUUAGAUUAUGGAUCAAGAAACUGCUACUUCAAUGGUGACCCUGUGCAGCUAGGAGAUUCAUUCUGGACUGACAACACCUGUGCACAGAAAUGCACCUGCACCAGAACAGGCCUGCAGUGUUCCUACCAGCCCUGCACCUUCUCCCAAAUCUGCCAGCCAACUUCCUUUCAGUUCUCCUGCCAGACAGUGCAGAGACGCACCUGCACCAUCAGUGGUGAUCCACAUUACUACACCUUCGAUAACACAUUGUUUCACUUUCAAGGCACCUGCACUUACGUUCUUUCAGAACAGUGUCAGUAUGGGUUGCCUUACUACAGAGUAGAGGGCAAGAAUGAGCACAGAGGAAGCACUCAAGUUGCCUGGACACGACUGGUCAAAGUGUAUGUCAACAAUGACACCAUUGAGCUAGUCAAAGGACAUCAUGGUGAAGCCAAGGUUAAUGGAAACUUUGCAGCAACUCCUUUCUCCCUAAGUAAUGGCACAGUCCAGGUCUUUGAAUCAGGAUUUUCUGUGGUUGUCAGCACUAAUUUCGGCUUAAUGGUAUCUUAUGACACAUAUCACUACGUCCAAAUCAGUGUGCCGUACACUUACCUGAAUGCAACAUGUGGACUCUGUGGAAACUUCAACAAUCUCCCUAAUGAUGACUUUCAAACCCGUGAUGGUGAGGUUGUGAGCUCUGACGUGGCUUUUGCAAACAGCUGGAAAGCCUCUGGGGAUGAGGACCCUGGUUGUGAGGCUCAGUGCGGAGGUCUGGACUGUGCUGCCUGCACUCAGGCUCAGAGAUCAUUAUACAGCAAUACUGCUCACUGUGGUAUCCUCCAAAGCAGCUCUGGACCUUUUGCUGCAUGCCACCAACAACUUCCCCCAGCGACGUUUAUGGAAAGUUGUGUGUAUGAUCUGUGCAUAGGUGGAGGGUAUCAGCCCAUUCUGUGUCAAGCUUUAAAUGUGUAUGCAAGUCAAUGCCAACAAAAUGGAAUCCAACUACCAAGCUGGAGGACACCAGGCUUCUGUGAAAUUCCCUGCCCAGCCAAUAGCCACUUUGAGUCCCAAGGUACAGGAUGUCCACCCACCUGUGUCAACCCCAAUUCCACAUACAACUGCCCUCUCCCUAAUCAGGAGAGUUGUGUCUGCAAUACAGGCUACAUCCUUAGUGGUGGGGUCUGUGUACCUCAAGAAGAUUGUGGCUGCAGCUUUGAGGGUCGCUACUAUCGCUCUGGAGAAACUGUAAUACUAGAUGAGAAUUGUGGGAGGCGCUGCAGCUGUAGUUAUGGCUCCAUGACUUGCAGCCACCAUCAAUGUGGUCCACAUGAAUCAUGCCUUGUAGAACACGGAGAGAGAGGAUGCAGACCAAACAGCUAUGCAACAUGCUGGAUGAGGGGCCCAGGGUCAUAUCAAACAUUUGAUGGACAGACUUAUGAGUAUCCUGGUGCAUGUCGAUUGACACUUGCCAGAGUAAUGGGAUUGUCUGAUUACCCACACUUUACAGUGACCACAGAAAAAGUGCCAAGAGGCCAGCAGGGCUUUUCCAAUGUUCUUAAAUUUGAGGCAGAGGGAACACAAAUCACCAUUGAAAUGGAAAGAAGCAGCAACGUUCUGGUUGAUGGUCAGCAGAUCAGACUACCUUUCAGCUCUGGGACCAACAGAAUCCGCAUCUUCCAAAGCAGCACUUACGGUAUCAUCCUUCGCACUGCCUUUGGUGUAACUGUGCAAACGGUCUGGCCUCACUAUGUCCGUGUCUCUGCGCCUGUGGUCUACAGCAGUUCACUGGGUGGACUCUGUGGAAACUACAAUGGUCAGCAAUAUGAUGACUUCCGCACACCUGAUGGCAUUCUGGUUUACAGUUCUCAAGAGUUUGGGGACAGUUGGCGGGAUGGUUCUCUUGCAGCUCACUGUGUGGAGACCACACCUCGUGACUUAGUGCCCAGUUACAAUUCUCUCCAGCACUGUAGCAUUCUCACCUCACCAGAUGGCCCGUUCACGCCAUGUUGGGGUGUAGUGGAUCCAUGGCAGCAGGUGGGUGUGUGUGUGGGGAUUGUCAAUGGCUCAACAGAUCCUGCAUCCACCCUGUGUCAGGUCCUACGAGAUUAUGCACUCAUGUGCCAACAGAGGGAUGUUUCCCUGGGACAGUGGAGAAAUGCAACUAACUGUGAGCUAACCUGCCCAUCAAACAGCCAUUAUGAACUCUGUGGAACCUCAUGUCCUUCUGCCUGCCCCAGCCUCUCUUUCCCCUUCACCUGUGACACUCCAUGCGAGGAAGGUUGCCAGUGUGAUAAUGGUUUUGUCCUCAAUGGCAACCAGUGUGUGCCACCAACAUCCUGCGGAUGCUAUCACCAAGGACGCUAUCGGCAAAGCGGUGAACAGUUCUGGGAUGGUGAACAGUGUCAGAGCUUUUGCACCUGUAAUGGUGUAACUGGUGCAGUUCAGUGUUUUCCCAAUUCUUGCGGUUCUCAGGAGUCCUGCCGUGUGGUAGAGGGGGAGUUUGGUUGCCAUCCCAGCCCUCAUGGCAUAUGCUCUGCAUCUGGAGACCCUCACUACCUCACCUUUGACAGGAAGGCCUAUGACUUCCAGGGAACCUGCCGCUAUGUUCUGGCAACAGUUUGCAAUGCUACUGAUGGACUCCAUCAGUUUUCUGUGGAAGCCAAGAAUGAGCCAUGGAGUGGGCUGCCAGUUUCUAUCACAGCUGAAGUUGUUGUGAAUGUGUUGGGCUAUCAAGUGCGUUUGUCCGGAAAUAACAGGGGCAUGGCAGAGGUAGAUGGAAUAACAAGAAAUCUGCCAAUUCUCUUGAAUGGAAAUGUGUCUAUUGUUGCAACUGGGGCGCAAACAUUUGUCAGUACAGACUUUGGGCUAAGUGUCGCAUAUGAUGGCUGGAGCACAGUGUCUAUUUCUGUACCUCCGAAUUACAAAGAAAAAACAUGUGGACUUUGUGGAAACUUUAAUGACAAUCCAAACGAUGACUUCCUUGCGCCGAGUGGAAUGACACUCUCUACUCCAGAUGCUUUUGGGACAGCGUGGAAAGUUCCCGGCAACUACACAUGCAGUGAUGGGUGUGGCUCCUCCUGCCCACAAUGCGAUAAUGAUCAGCCUGCUAGAGCUCAGUGCGAGGUGAUUCAGGCAGCAGAUGGCCCCUUCAGCUUCUGCCACGAGCAGGUGGUUCCAGCACCAUAUUUUAGCGACUGCGUGUUUGAUGUUUGCGUGGGGGGAAACAGAGGCAACGAUCUCCUCUGCAGGAGCAUUGAAGCUUACAUUGGUGCUUGUCAGUCUGCAAAUGUCCGAAUUUACCCUUGGAGACAGAACACCACCUGCAGGCUUGACUGUCCAGCCCACAGUCAUUAUGAGUUGUGUGGAACAGACUGUGGUCACACCUGUGCCAGCAGCACUGAUGCCACCUGUAACCAUGUUUGCUCAGAAGGAUGUUUCUGUGAUGAUGGCUUUGUCAGGAGUGGGAGCAGCUGUGUUCCUGUGGAGCGUUGUGGCUGCCAACAUGACGGCUUCUACUAUAAUGCUGGGGAGUCCUUCUGGACAGACGGUUGCUCCCAGCUAUGCAAGUGCCACGCUCCCAAUGACCUGCGCUGUUCUUCUGUUUCAUGCACUCCUGCACAAGAGUGCACCAUCAGGGAUGGCCAGCUGGGCUGUUAUGAUUCAAUGUCUACCUGCACUGUGUGGGGGGAUCCACACUACAUCACCUUUGAUGGAAAUCUGGCUCAUUUCCAGGGCACAUGUUCAUACAUCAUCACUGAAAGUGUUGGCCACGGCAACAAUGAAACCCAGUUUACGGUAGUAGCCACCAACAAUCACCGUGGCAACAACCUUGUGUCAUUUGUGUCAGUAGUGGAUGUUUACCUCACAAAACAACAAGAGAGUGUGCAUGUCAGGCUUGGACCGAACAGAAGAGUAAAGGUAAAUGGAUCUGAGGUGUCUCUUCCCACCGCUGCAGGAACCUUAGGCCAGGUGUUGAUGCAGGGAAGCUCCAUUGCUUUUAAUGCAGUGGAGUUCAUUGUCCAGUUUGAUGGUCACAGUACUUUACUGGUCAGAAUGGGUCGACACCUUCAGAACAGAGUCACUGGGAUGUGUGGAAACUUCAAUGGUAAUUCUUCAGAUGACAAAGUGUUACCCAGCGGCGCUCUAGCACAAAACGACAAUGAGUUUGGAAACAGCUGGAAGUCAUCAACAAGCCAACCAGGAUGUGGAUCCACAGAUGAUCGAAGCGGUGGUGGACUGAGUAACUGUCGCUAUAUAGCAGAAUACACUGAACUGUGCAGCAUCAUCACCAACACCAGUGGCCCAUUCAGUGCCUGCCACCUGCACUCUGACCCCCAGCCAUUUUUCACUUCCUGUGUCUACGAUCUGUGCCUCUACUCUCGAGCCAAUGGCAUGCUGUGUUCUGCAGUCUCAGCCUAUGAGAAAACCUGCUCUGUUUUGGGGCUAGACAUCCCCGCGUGGCGUUCUGGUUUGCAUUGUGAGGAAUCAGAUCCAUGUGAAGAGUUGGACUGCACAGAGUAUGAAUGGUGUGGUAAGAAAGAUGGAGUGUACGGCUGCUUCUGUGAUGAGCAUCAUCAUAGACCCAACAACGAGAGCUAUGACUCAACCAUCACCUGUGAGAGCAGUGCAGGAGCUAUGUCCGUGUCUCGCUGCCAGCUGUUUGAAGCAGGCUUUCACUCCAAUGCCCUCCAUCUCCGAGACGAAACUUGCAACGGGACUGUUCAGAAUGGACGACUUGUGUUCCACUUUGACAAUGAUGAACAGCUCUGUGGGACAGUUCUCAUGAGCAAUGGAACCCAUUUCAUAUAUGAGAACACCAUCCAAGGCGACGUGGAUCCUCAUGGUGGUCUAAUCAGUCGUCAGAGGAACAUUCAUCUGCGUUUCUGCUGUGAAUACCCUCUUAGUCAUGCUCUGUCCAUGUCUGUGGGCAUCAAUCCUUUGGAGAGCAUUGUGAGAAAGAAGCUUCCAGCUGGUCAAGGUUUAUAUCACAUGAGGAUGAUCCCCUACCAGGACGCAGACUUCCGUUUCCCCCUCAGCAGUGAAAGAAACAUAGAAAUGGUGGUGGAUGAGAGGUUUUAUGUGGAGGUGCGGACAGAAGGGGUGGAUCAGCGCCAGAUCUCAACCAUUCUGGACUCAUGCUGGGCCACACCAAUCAACAUGGCCACCUACCCUGUCCGUUGGGAUCUAAUCAUUGAAGAGUGUCCUAAUCCAGAGGAUGGAACAGUGGAGAUGAUUCAGAACGGCGUCUCAACUGUGUCUCGUUUCUCCUUCAAGAUGUUCACCUUCAACAACUUUUCAUCCAUCUACUUGCACUGCAAUGUCCACUUGUGUCUUUUGAGAAACAACAACUGCUCAGCUCACUGCUACCCGGGUCACCACACACGAUUUAGGAGGGACGUAUCGUACCACGACUCUACAUUCAUCUCACUGGGACCAUUGGUGCAGAGGCUUGACAACACUGGGACUAAGAUCCAAAGAAGUGAUGCUUCAGGCCUGUUAACACCCAUUGUCACCCUGAUUGUCGGAUUGCUUACUGCCAAAACUCUGAUUCAGUGAGAUCAAAGAGGGACCAUAUUUUAGAUUACCUCAAUAUUUGCUUACUUUUGAAUGUAUUUCUGUUUGUGAAGGUUUUUCCUCUGAGUGUCUUUUUUAUUGAUGAACAUAUAAAAAUCAGAAGCGGGAGGCACUAUUGUGCAGCACUUUGAAGCUGAAGUUUUUGUGCGUUUGCUGUGUGUGAUGUGGAUCUAUUGUGUCUAAUUCUUGGUUUUCAUUUGUGGGAAUUCUUAUCAUUAAAGGUGUGAUUUGUGGUACUGUAAAAUGUCAGUGAUAUAAACUUAUUGGAAAUGAAUUUCUAAUUUCCUUUAGUAGCAAAUGUUUUGAUUUACUUAUGAUUUACAAAUAUAUAUGUUUUACUUGAACUUAAGGUGGAGUUAAUGUAAAAUCAUUAUAUAACUUGAAUACAAUUGAAGGAAAGAUAUGCAUAUUGUUGAUGAAGGAAUUUUUUUGUCAAAUGAAAUAUUUGGUGUAUUUUCCAUAUUUUGUCAUUUUUAAUGAAUUAUGCAAAAGGUUUGCACUUAUUUAGCACAUUUUAGCCUUCGCAGUUUUGCAAACGUUUCUCAUCCAGGCACUCAAACAAACACUUCAUAAUUUAAACGUCAGCCCUGUUUUUUUAGCUCAAAGUUGUGACUUGUGAAACCAUUACAGUCUAAUGAAUAUGUGUGACUCAUUUUUGACAUGCUAACCAAUCUGCUUUGUGCUAUGAUGUACUUUUACAAACAUGAUAUGAAGAUUAAACUUUGAUUUUUGUUCUUAAAAUAAAAUAUCAACACUCA
This is a messenger RNA of Melanotaenia boesemani (Boeseman's rainbowfish), 7068 nucleotides long. Its product is annotated as alpha-tectorin-like. The transcript has 25 exons. Gene Ontology annotation, biological process: cell-matrix adhesion. Gene Ontology annotation, molecular function: protein binding. The record is from RefSeq and is a predicted model, not a curated record. NCBI's taxonomy places the organism in Eukaryota, Metazoa, Chordata, Actinopteri, Atheriniformes, Melanotaeniidae. The coding region runs from base 65 to 6292 and encodes 2075 amino acids.